UAUAUAUAUAUAUAUAAAUAUAAAAAGCUACGUUUUUAAGGCUACGUACAAAACCACAUUUGAACAUCGCUUAAAUCCGUUUGUAUGUUUGUUAUUGAUAUUAAUAAAUAUUUCUCGACUGAAUUUCGUUUUGGGAUACAUCAAAUUUCAUGACUUUUUUUCAUCUAUGAUAGUUCUUGACAAGUAAAAUUAAAAAAUAAUUGGUUUUAAGGUGUGGAGAUUAUUAUUUUUAAAAUUUUAUGCAUAUUUUUAUACAGUUUACUGGGACAUGCAUGUUUCAUAAUUCACUCUAUUGAGAAAUAUAAUAUAAAUUUAUUCAAAAUUUAACUCAUUAUAAUGUCAUAAAUACUUCAAUAGCUCAUUAUAAUAUUAUGAAUACUUCAAUUUCUUCAAAUUUCAUAAUUAUUAAUUUCAAAAAUUAUUGUACAUAUAAAGAAAAGUCAGAAAUCCCAUGUGAAGUUCAAACGGUUUCUCUUUUUAGUUGCUCACUUUCAUUAACUCCUAAGGUUUAUCGAUUAUCAUGGAAAGAAAAAAGCGAAUGAAACGUAAUCACACUGAAACGUAAAGGAAUAAAAAAAAAAAAAAAUGGGCAAGUUGGAAAAAAAUUUACAGAUCCCUAUGAAGUUGAGCGAUGAUAGAUCGUUUUAAUGCUUGAAGAAUGAACGAUGUAGAGAUUAUUAUAUCAUGAUUAAAUUCAUGUUUUUCGAAAUGACAAUUGAAAACGUAUCUCCGUUUAGGUUCUUUUAUUUUUUCUUUUUUCGCGAUUUGUCUUGCGGCGCUGGUAGAUUCUCUUGCUUCCGUUUGGACGCUGGUUUUGCUCCAAUGCUGCCGCCCUUCUUCCUUCUCUCUUGUCUUUCUCGCUCCUCCAACUCUUGAUUUUCACGCUCAAUCAGCGUGAUCAACGUGUUGCAUCGUCGUUGAAGUUCCAAAGCUGUACGAGACUUCACGAACCAGUCGAAACGAAAUUGUGGCGCCGAUCUGACGGUAGCACGAAGCUCCUCAUAUACAUUUUCCUUGUCAAAGCCAAGUUUAUGCAACAUACAGACGAGAAAACGAUCUUCCUCUUCCGUGUAAUUUUUCCCUUUGUUCGUCCCGUAUGCUAUCCUCAACUGAUGGAAAGGAGCACGAUACCUAGCCAUUUUCGCGUCCAAGGCUUUUUUAAUUCCAGCACGCCUCUGUAUCUUUGCUUCUCCUCGUUCGAUUUGAGCCAUCACCCUGUCUAUAUCUUGCAAUUCGUGGCAUCGCUCCCAGAAAACAGCUGAGUAUUCCAUCACUUCUUCAGGUGUUUUUCCUUCAACUUCCUUGGCAAUAUUUUCAAUAUCAUCUCGACCAUAUUUUUCGUUAGCUUUUAUGAAUUGAUUGAAAUCUCGCUUCGUCCAAUUCGUGAAUCCUUGAGUAAGCAGUUUCUCUUUUUCUGCAACCUCUUCGUCGGUCAAUGGCUGAGCUUCAUCUAUUUUACGUUGCUCUUCCUUUUGAAUUCUAGCGGCGUCUGAUCCAAGUUCUGGAUUUUUUGGAACCUUAUAACCCACUGUUUGCCGGAAAUAGUAUAUUUCUUGAUCAAGUAAUUCGAAUAGUCGUGGCGGGAAGAACUGAAAGUCUUGAACUAUCGGUUGUUUUGGAGGUCUAGGUGCUUUUGGAGCUUUUGGCUCCGAUACUCUGAGAGCUUCUCUGAAGUAAGCAUCGACAGCGUAGUUGGCUUUGCGUUCACGUUUUGGUGGCUCUAUCCAGUUUCCUAUUCCAAGAAUUUUUUGCUUCUCGCGAUAAUCCUCACCUUCGAAUUGAUAAACGGAAUCCGUGGGUGCGUCUACGGUAAAAUUCCGCAGAGAAGAUUCACCUAAACUUUCUAGUUUUUGUUUCAUCUCUUCAGUUUUGGCUUCACCUUUCUGAAGAAUAGUAUCUAUGUCCUCGUCCGUAAUGGCACUAUCUUUUGAUGCAAAUACUUCAUUUGCACCAUGCCUGAUCAUGUUCAACAUUUCGUCUUUGUUCAAUGCUGUUUGUUUUGCAUCCACUAAUCGCCCCUGUUGAAUAACUAGUUUAUCUAAACGCAAUUUAACCUCGGCACGUUCUACGAUCUUUUCCUCUACGGUGUUCUCUGUGAUAAACCUGAAUACACGGACUUGUUUUUGUUGACCUAUACGAUGGGCUCGGUCCAUCGCCUGUAAAUCCAUUUGCGGAUUCCAGUCAGAAUCGUAAAUAAUCACUACGUCUGCCGUUGCUAAAUUAAUACCUAAACCACCAGCACGAGUUGACAACAUGAAAAUAAAUUUUUCACUUCCCGGUGCAUUGUAUUCAUUGAUCUGACGCUGUCUAUCUUCGUGUGCGGUGUUUCCAUCUAAACGACAAUAUUGGAAACCCCUCCAAUGGCAGUAAUCUUCUAAAAUAUCCAACAUUCUGGUCAUUUGACUAAAUAUAAGGACACGUGAUUCUUGUUGCUGUAAUUUUGGUAAUAAUUUGUCUAAGAUUACCAUUUUGCCACAGUUAUAAACAAGAUGUUCAUCAGUUGUGUAAGGUGGUCCAGGUUCUGCGCCGUCAAACAAAUAUGGAUGAUUACAACAUUUGCGCAGUUGCAUCAAAAUAUUUUGCAAUCUCAUUUUCUCAAUCUUGCCAGCACCAUUAACUAUAUCUAUAUCUUUCAUAAGUACCUUGGUAUACCAUUCUCUUUGCAUUUUACUGAGUCCAAUGUACACUUUGAUUUCUUUCUUAGGCUUUAGUCCUUUCUCUACCUCAGAUUUCAAACGCCUCAAAAGGAAUGGUCUAAGGACAGCAUGUAAUCUUUCAACUAAUGAAUUAUCACCUAAGAAACUAUUAGUAUUAAACCAAGAGUCAAAAUCAUCUGAACUAUUAAAUACAUCUGGUAAUAAAAAGUUGAGCAAGGACCACAGUUCGUGAAGAUUAUUCUGUAAUGGUGUUCCUGUCAGCAGGAGACGAUUAGCUGUUUUAAACUCUCUCAAAAUCUCAGACAGCUUAGACUUUUCGUUCUUUAUUCUAUGAGCCUCGUCAAUUACCAUGUAGCGCCAAUUAAACUUCUUAAACACAGAUUUUUCCUUUAUAACCAUCUCGUAGGAUGUUACACAGACAUCCCAUUCGCCGGGCAUCAUAACCUCUCUGAUGAAAGUGUUCCUAGUCUCUGCAUCUCCUAUAAGGCAAACUGCCCUCAAACUUGGACACCAUUUUUUGAACUCAUUCAUCCAGUUAGCUAAUGUAGACUUGGGAACGAUGACUAUAUGUGGUCCAGGAAUGUUUCUGAAGUGUUUCAUAUAUCCCAGCAACGAAAUAGUCUGCAGUGUUUUACCAAGACCCAUCUCGUCAGCCAGGAUACCAUUAAUACCGUGCUCAUAUAAUGAUAUCAUCCAAUUUAAACCUCGUAUUUGAUAAUCUCGUAACUCACCGGACUUGAUGUAAUGUGGAGAAGAUUCGAAACGAGUGGUUGGUGCAACACUGGCGUUACUUUCAGCCAACAAUUCCUCAUCUUCUUCUUGUUCUGUCUUACGAUGCCUGUGGUCACCAGAAUCGGAUUUUACUUGAUUUUCUAUAGGCUGCUUCCUAGGCCUACCAGCUUUAAUUUUUAAGGGACUUCCAGCUUUAUCCUUCUGAUUAUUUGUCAUAAAGUGUGAAAAUAUUUCAGUCUGUUUUAAUAAAUAAUCGAAUCGUUUACUACGAUCGGUUUCGAGUUUUGUUUCAAAAUCACCACCUCGAGACGACGUGGUCUCGGCCGAAGAUCCAUUCGAAUUGUCUCCCGUAUCCCCUGUAUCUGCGUUUUCAUCUGGCUUUGACAUUUUGGAUUUAUAUAAGUUGAUUUCGAUUAAUUUAACAAGUAUACGUGCUUGAUUUAACUACGAUUAUUUGUAUUGUUACAGCCGGUCUUUACUGUGGCGUACACGAACACAUAACAUCAAGCGCCGCCAUAUUGAAUUGUAUUGUCCCUCCAAAAUCAUGAAAAUAACGCCAUCUAUAAGUAUCUGUUUACCUAUUUGAUAUUCAAGUUAAUCGUGGUACUUCAUACCAUUCUAGUACAACUCUCUUAAAGUGUUCCACUGUUUCCGUCUUCGAAAGUUUCGUUCUUAAUAUACGCGUAAUUUAUCGAAGCUUGAAAAAUUGAGAAACAUGGCCGUUGCAAAACAAUCAGUUUCAGAUCGUGAAAUUAUUGUGCCACCGAGUUUGCCGUUAAUUUUAAAGGAAUUUUGCAAGGCGGCUAUUCGAACACAACCGUACGAUCUACUUCGAUGGUCCACUACGUAUUUUCAGGCGUUAGCCGAUGGAGAAGAACCACCAACGAAAUUAAGAUUGGAGUAUCCACCGCCGAAUACCGCUUCCGGUUUAACUCUCGGUUUCCUAAGAAUUUUACUUCGACAAUUCGGCGAUUAUAAUAAAUCUUUGUCUGUGGAAACAAUUCUAAGGCGAUGGGAUUGUUUGUGCUUGGAUCGUCGGGAUCUAAAUUUAAUUUUGAUGAUCGGGAAAUUUCGACGAAAAUGCCAAGUGAAAAAAUUCCUAGCCAUUGCUGUUGGACUUUUAGGUUCCAGCCUUUGUGAAACAAUGAUUAUGAUUUGUGAGUUGUUCACUCAUGAACCUGAAGGUGGAUCUGCUAUGGUUCCAGUCACAUUCUUUCUGGAGAUAUAUGGAUAUCUAGCUGGACUUUGCUGCGACGGAAGUGAAAGAAACCCAAGCGAUGAGGAUCCGACAGAGUUCAUUAUGUGCGAUUCUGAAUAUUCGGGACAUCAGGAAUUAAAUGCAGAACAAUUUUUUAUAGAUCGUUCGGUUGCGAGUCAAGACACGGAAGCUGACAUCAAUUUAGAUUUAGAAUUAGUAUCAAGAAAGGAUACAAACUCUUCAGAAACUGGUACAACGCCGCAGUCAAGCGAAAGUGACAUUGGUCAAAAAAGAAUGAUUGAAGAUGAAGGGGAGGAAAAUGUUUCUAAUAAAGAAGCUUCAAGAAUGAAAUCUAACGAGAUCUCUGUUAUCGAUGUUGAAUCAAACAGACGAUCGAGAUCUAUUGAUGAACAAGAUUUGAAAGACGAAAAUACAUCUGCGAAAAGUAGAAGUAGCAGUAUUUCAGGAGAAAGUUGUAGUGAGAAACCGAAAAUGCAAAGUACGAAAGAUAGAGCUGAAAGAAGCAGAAAAAGGAAGACUAUAGAUCCAAAAUUACUCAAGUAUUAUCCGAAUGUCCCUGGUAAGACAGUAGAGAAGUUUUAAUUAUAUUAUAAAUCGAAAUGUAAAAUUGUUGCAGCGUAUUUAUGUUAUGCUUACGAUUAUUUAUAAGCUUGAAACUUUUUGUAAAAUUAUUUGCAAUUUUUGUUCCGAUUUUUUUUUUUUAUUAAAUAAUUCUUUGUGUGAUCAUUAGAAUAUUAAUCCCGAUAAAAUUUCCAUUAUAAUUCGAUAAUAGGUAUUGGAUCUCGUCUAUCAGCUGAAGAAGUAGCUAGUGUCGCUAUAUGGUUGAGUGAAUGCGCAAGAGUACAGGAAGGUAUGGUUGGCCCGCGAAAUCUUCGGCAUACGAAUUGUCCUCCUUUAGAUAGACAAGAGAUAUCAGAGUCUUGACAAAACGCCAUAUAAACUUAAUACAUACAAUAUUUAAUUCAUGAAAUUUUUUGUCAAAUAUUAAACAUACAACAAUAGCAAAUGCAAAUAUUAAUUACAAAAAUUAAAAAAUAGCAUUACUUAAAAAGUUCUUUUUUUUGCCUUAAUUUUAAAAUGUUUAUGUGUUCAUUUUUUAUCGAUUAAUAUUGAACGCAAGAAAAAUAGUUACAAGUACAAAUAGAAUAGAAGGUAAGAAAAAAAUAGUUACAAGUACAAAUGAACAAACAGAAAAUUGUAUAAUCAAUAAAUUAUAGCAAUAUUUAUUCACAAUUGUUUCACAUUAUUUUACAAAAUAUAAUAUUUAUUUUGUACAAUUGUAAUAUUAAACACUGACAGUAUAAAAAUCAUUUAUAUAAUUUUACACACACAUGCAUUCACGUUAUAUAGGUUACAUAUAUAUUAAAAUAUGCGACUGUUUAUUUAGAAUUUUUAAAGGAGUUUUUAAAUUUCAGCAUCUAAAUAAACAUUAAUAUGUUUCAUAAUUUAUAAAAUAUCAUUAAAUACUUUUUAUUUAGAUGAGUAUAUUUAUGUAUAUAAAUAUUUAUAUACAUGGUUCCAAAAUACAAAAUAAAUAUAGAAUUAGAAAUUAAAAAGAUAUUCAAUGAUAUUCGAUGAUAUCUUUUACUUAUUAUAAUGAUAAUGUGCUUAAUAUUUUAAUAGUAAGUACAAAUUUGGUACAUUUUACAUCUGAACAAUUGUCAACCGGAUGAGUAAAAAAAUGUAUUAUGUAUUACAAUAGAAAUAUGUAUUAAAAUAUUAUAAAUUAAUAACACCUCAAAAUUGUUAUAUAUUUUCAAAAUCUUAUAUGUAUAAUUUUUCAAAUAUUAGUGUAAUAUUGUUACGUUAUUAUACACUUAUCUUAGAAAAAAAUUUAUCAGAUCUAUCUUCUCAUUUUAUUAAAAGAGAGAGGGGCGAGAGAGAGAGGGAGAGAGAAACAAAAACAAUUAGUACUGCUUCAAUAUCACAGGAACGUUUUACUUAAUUUUAACACGAUACUAAACAUCUGUUCAUAUCUUAUUAUAUUUUAUAAAGUAUAUUCAUUUUAGUAGCAAACAUUAUUUAAAAAAAAAAUUUUUAGAAUAAACAUAGAGAUUCAUAUUUUGUUUCUUUAAAUAUUAAUUCUAAAUUGUGGAUGGACUUGUAG
Messenger RNA from Heterotrigona itama, 6715 nucleotides. NCBI's taxonomy places the organism in Eukaryota, Metazoa, Arthropoda, Insecta, Hymenoptera, Apidae. The record is from the annotation of a GenBank genome assembly.